CAUAGUUAAUUCUAUAUGCAGUCUUUAAAUCCUGCAUAUACCAUCAAUAUAAUUUUCAAAUUUAAAGACUAUUAAUAAUGAUGAUUUAAUACUAUAUUUAAGUGGAUUAAGGAAUGCUGCCACCGCCAAAGAUAGAAGAGAUAGAAUCUCCUAUCAUUGAAUCAGAGGUGAGUCCCACCGAAGACAGCAGUAUCAGUUCCACUGCUGUCAAAAAACCAGUUAAGAAUCCAUUUUCUGUCAAGCCAAACAAGAAAACUACUAUCAAACGAGAUGCAAAGGAUAUAUAUCCCGUCAAGAAAGGAUUGAAUAAACCUCAGAAUGUGGGUAAUAAGCCCAUAGAUCUAUUGUUUAAAGAUUUAGAAGAUAAAUUAGGUGAAACUCCAUAUCAUCAGAUCACCCUUGAUCAUCUUUAUCAAUCAUUCUUUUAUAAUGAUGAUGAACAAGAUCGAUUUCAAAAGAGAUUUAAAGUGAUUCAAGUCUUAUUUGAAAAGAUUAUUCAAAUCCAAACUCUUUCUGUUCAGAAUGCUAAUCAAUUCAAAGAUAAGAAUUUAAUCAAUAUCUCCCUUCAUGAUAUGAAAAUAUUCAGCAAAAUCAUUAAUCUUAUUAUUAUACAUGGAGUUUAUCCCACACUUACACCUUUCAAGAUAGGUGUUCCGUUUGAAAAGAGGAAUUUAAAUGAUUUUAAUAAAUUAGGAUUUAAAAUACCACAAGUGGAAUCAUUAUCUUCAUUACAGGAAAUUCAUAAAUUGAUGACAUUAAUAUAUACUCAGUUUUAUCGAAUAUUCUCAUUUGAAUCAGAUGUUAAAGAUCUUUUACUUAAAGGUACAGGGUAUUCUGAUUUCCUAACUAUAACUAUUGCUUUGAGGACUAUUCCUAACUUUCCUAAAUUCGCAUAUGAUGAUCAAUAUCAUACUGUUAUAAGUCUACCUCUGACAUUUGAAUUAUUUCAAACAUUCACAUUAUUAGCAAGCACAUCAUCACCUGCAUACUUCAAAAGACCAAUAAUCGAAUCACUUAUCACUUUACAUUAUGAUGCACCAAGAGGAGAUGGUGUAUUAACCUUGAUUGAGUUCGUGUUAGGAUUAAGAGAUCAAGAAGAGAUUAAUAUUGAAAAAUUCGAACAUAUCUCAAAUGUAAUAUUAACAAAACCAAAACAUUUAAAUACCGUCGAUUAUUUCAAAGUCAUAGGUCAACAGAUUUACGACUUAUUAAUCAAUAUCAAUCGUCCUAUAAUCACAAGUUGUUUAAGUUUUGUAUUGGAAAGAUUAUGGAAUCGAAAUGCAUUAGUAGCGAAAGAUUUCAUUCUUGUUAGAAUUUGGCGUAAUUUCAACCCCACUACAGAAAAUGUUAGUGAGGCAAAUUUAAACAAUGUGGUGAAUGUGCUUAUAUCAUUAACUAAAAGAUCAUUGGAUAGAGACUUGUUAUCAGCUAUAUUUCAACCAAUCUUACUUAAUAUCUGGUCAUAUUAUGUUUUUCUUAACAAGCAAACCCGAUCAAGUGAAGUUAUAACCGGGGUUUUGGUCAGUUAUUUCACAUCGAUGAAAGAAAAUCAAUCAUCUGAAUUAGAUAUCAUUGCUAAGAAUUUACUUUUUGAAAUGGAUGAUUUUGAAUUCGAAAUUGGACCUAAUGGUCUUGUACAAAUUUCGAAAAAGACAGCGAGUAUCACAUCUACAUCAAAGGAGAACAAAGUUAAUCAGUUUUUAAAUGAUUUAGAUUUUAAUUGUAAUAUAUUCAUAAAAUUAUUAGAAUCUUUAGAAGAUGAAGAUUUAUUACAUAAAUUAUUCAUAUCAAUUUUGAAAAGAUGGUUACAAACUCAGAAAGGUCAACAAUCACAAACUAUUGAAGAACAAAGUCCAUUUUUGAUUCUUAUUGAUUUAAGAUUAUUAGAAAGUAUGGCUAAUAAAUAUAAAGAUAGUUUGGCUAGUACUCCAUUUGAGAUAUUACAAAUCGUUUAUAAUUUCCUUUCCAUUGAUAUCGUCAAGAAGAGACCAACAACCACUAUCAAGUCAGAAUUGAUAAUUAAGAAAGAGGAAGGUGAUUCUGAUGAUGAAGAUUCCGAUGAUGAAGAUGAUUUUGAUGAUGACUUUAUACAACAAACUUUGCCUACUGUUUUAGAAUUGUUAUCAGCCAUCUUAUCUGAGCAUACUGUCGAAUUAGAUGAUGCCUCCAUUAUAGUUCUUAAACAGAUUCAAACAACAUUAACCCAACUUAUAAAAUCCCCUGAUUCAACCACCACCAUUAAAAAUUCAUGUCAAUCAUUAUUUGAACGAAUCGAUACUUUACUAAAUGGUGAAACACCAGUAACUAGUGAAUUGGAUGCUCAAAGAAAAAUCCUUAAACGUGCCAUUACAAACUUAAACGAUCCAUUGAUUCCUAUCAGAGCCCAUGGGUUAUAUUUAUUACGACAAUUAAUUGAAUUGAAAACAUCAGUAGUCACCCUUGAAUUUGUGAUUAAUUUACAUUUGAUCCAAUUAAAGGAUAGUGACCCAUUCAUCUAUAUCAAUGUUAUAAAGGGAUUGGAAAGUUUGAUUGACUGGGAUGAAGUUCAAGUUGUAAGUAUUAUGGCUAAUCUCUACGGAUCUAAAAGUGAAGAUAUCGAUGAUCGAUUAAAAAUUGGGGAAGUCUUACUUCGAUAUGUACAAAAGUAUAACGAGUUGUUUGUUGGUGAGAGUGCAAGAUUAUUAGUCGAGAGUUGUUUAAAUAUCAUCAGACGGAAAGUGUCGGAUGAACAAGAAGAAGAUAAUCGAUUAAGAAUGUCAAGUAUGUCAAUUCUCGGAGUCAGUUGUAAGACUAAUCCACUUGGAAUCAUGGAUCAUUUAGAAGAUGCUUUAGAUUGUGCAAUUGGAAUCCUACAAUUAGAAACUUCUAAAGAUGAAGCAAUAAUGAGAAGAGCCGCCAUUGUAUUAAUCAAUGAUAUGAUUAUAGGUACAAGUUCAGUAGAUUCAACCGUUCCAUUUCCUAAAUCAUAUCAAGAGAAAGUCAUUAAUUUAUUACAAUAUAUUAAAGAAACUGAUAAUGAUUUAUUAACUCGAGAACAUGCCCAACUGGUUUUAGAUACUAUUCAAGAGUUAUCAUAUGUCCCUGUUGAAAACUUACUGAUAUAAGCCAUCAUGUGUAUAACGUAUAUGUAAUCUAUGUAUAUAGGGUAAACUUAAUAGAUGCAAAUUUUAUUUGCGACCGUUGCGACAUUAAUAGAUGUAAAAAGUCGUGAUGAUCUACGCGACAUAAAUUAUUGCUAAUCAUUUAAAUUUCAAUUUGUAAGGUAAUUAUACUUUCUUUUGCCAUUAAACACCAGAAGUUUAAAGAUAAAUGUCAUUCUCAAGGGGUGUGUUGAGUGAAGAGCAACGGGCUCGAAUAGAAUCAAAUAGAAAGCGAGCUUUAGAAAGGUUACAAGCUAGACAAGGAGGAAGUCUAACUGGAUCAGUAGCAGCUUCAACAUCAACAACUAGUCCUAAUAGAGUUGAUAAAAAUCAUAAUGUCUCCCCCUCAAAGUCAAAGUCGGAUUC
Messenger RNA from Scheffersomyces coipomensis, 3506 nucleotides. RefSeq lists its product as uncharacterized. The transcript is spliced from 2 exons. Gene Ontology annotation, biological process: protein secretion. The record is from RefSeq and is a predicted model, not a curated record. Lineage: Eukaryota; Fungi; Ascomycota; Pichiomycetes; Serinales; Debaryomycetaceae. Bases 114 to 3104 code for a protein of 996 amino acids.